UUGGCUGUCCGCGCGCGGUGCGCUGGGUGUCAUUCCCCGUGGGGACCCCAAACACUGUCAGUGAGGCGCCGGGCGGAGGGGAGCGGCGGCAGGUAUCUGUGAAGAAACAAUGGCGACAGAGUCCCCGCGCCGCCCCAGCCGCUGCACCGGAGGAGUGGUGGUUCGCCCACAAGCUGUCACGGAACAGUCGUACAUGGAAAGUGUUGUUACGUUUCUUCAAGAUGUUGUGCCACAGGCCUACAGUGGAACCCCACCAGCAGAAGAAAAGGAGAAGAUAAUUUGGGUCAGAUUUGAAAAUGCAGAUUUAAAUGAUACAUCAAGGAAUAUGGAGUUCCAUGAAAUACACAGCACCGGGAAUGAACCACCGUUACUGCUGAUGAUUGGAUACAGUGAUGGAAUGCAAGUCUGGAGCAUACCUAUCAGUGGUGAAGCUCAAGAACUCUUUUCUGUCCGCCAUGGUCCAGUUCGAGCUGCACGGGUCUUGCCAGCUCCCCAAAUCAGUGCUCAGAAAUGUGAUAAUUUCUCUGAGAAGCGGCCUCUUCUCGGUGUGUGCAAAAGCAUUGGAUCUUCUGGCACAAGCCCACCUUACUGCUGUGUGGACCUUUAUUCUUUGCGCACAGGAGAGAUGGUCAAGUCCAUACAGUUCAAAACUCCUAUUUACGAUCUGCACUGCAAUAAAAGGAUACUUGUCGUAGUCCUGCAAGAGAAAAUUGCCGCCUUCGACAGCUGUACUUUCACCAAAAAAUUCUUCGUUACAAGCUGCUAUCCUUGCCCAGGGCCAAACAUGAACCCUAUUGCUCUUGGAAGCCGUUGGCUUGCUUAUGCAGAAAAUAAGCUGAUCCGAUGCCAUCAAUCCCGUGGUGGAGCCUGUGGAGACAACAUUCAGUCUUACACUGCCACAGUCAUUAGUGCUGCCAAAACAAUAAAGACUGGACUUACAAUGGUUGGGAAAGUAGUUACACAGCUGACAGGGACGCUGCCCUCAGGAGCAACUGAAGAAGAAAUUUUAGCUCAUAGCAACAUCCGUCGAAGUCCUCUGGUGCCUGGAAUCAUCACCAUCAUUGACACAGAGACAGUUGCAGAAGGGCAGGUACUUGUCAGUGAGGACUCUGAUAGUGAUGGUAUUGUGGCCCACUUCCCUGCUCACGAAAAGCCUAUUUGCUGCAUGGCUUUUAACCCUAGUGGGAUGUUGCUGGUCACUACUGACACAUUAGGCCAUGAUUUCCAUGUUUUUCAAAUACUGACACAUCCUUGGUCAUCAUCACAAAGUGCCGUCCAUCAUUUGUAUACACUUCACAGGGGAGAGACUGAAGCCAAAGUACAGGAUAUCUCCUUCAGCCAUGACUGCCGCUGGGUUGUAGUCAGCACGCUUCGGGGCACUUCCCAUGUUUUUCCUAUCAAUCCUUAUGGCGGCCAGCCCUGUGUCCGAACACACAUGUCACCCCGGGUGGUAAAUCGCAUGAGCCGAUUCCAGAAGAGUGCAGGCUUGGAAGAGAUCGAGCAAGAGCUGACAUCUAAGCAAGGAGGACGCUGUAGCCCUGUUCCAGGCCUGUCAAGCAGCCCCUCUGGCUCACCGCUCCAUGGUAAAUUGAACAGCCAAGACACUUACAAUAACUUCACAAACAAUAAUCCUGGGAACCCUCGACUCCUGCCUCUUCCAAGUUUGACUGUGGUGUUGCCUCUUGCUCAAAUCAAACAGCCAAUGACAUUAGGGACCAUCACCAAACGCACAGGACCUUACCUGUUUGGAGCAGGAUGUUUUUCCAUAAAAGCUCCAUGCAAAUCCAAACCAGCUCCACAGAUUUCACCCAGUAAGUCUGUGGGAGGAGAGUUUUGUGUCGCUGCAGUCUUUGGCUCAUCGAGGUCAUGGUUUGCAAACAACCCCGGUCUGAAAAGAGAAAAAGAUCAAUCAAAACAGUUUGUAGUGGAGUCGUUGUAUAUUAUCAGUUGUUAUGGCAGCCUGGUGGAGCAUGUAUUGGAACCACGUCCGCUCAGCACUGCUCCGAAGAUCAGUGAUGACACACCUUUGGAAAUGGUGACGUGCCCAAGAGCCAGCUGGGCUUUGGUUAGAACUCCUCAGUGGAAUGAACUCCAACCACCAUUUAAUGCAAACCAUCCACUGCUCCUGGCUGCAGAUGCUGUGCAGUACUACCAGUAUCUUCUUGCUGGCUUGGUUCCACCUGGGAGCCCUGGACCCAUCACUCGACACGAGUCGUACGACAGCUUAGCAUCUGACCACAGCGGGCAGGAGGAUGAGGAGUGGCUCUCACAGGUUGAAAUAGUGACUCACACUGGGCCUCAUCGACGCCUGUGGAUGGGCCCACAGUUCCAGUUCAAAACAAUCCAUCCCUCAGGCCAAACUACCGUCAUCUCAUCCAGUUCUUCAGUGCUGCAGUCGCAUGGUCCAAGCGAUACCCCGCAGCCUCUUCUGGACUUCGAUACAGAUGAUCUUGAUCUCAACAGUCUCAGGAUUCAGCCAGUUCGGUCAGAACCUGUUAGCAUGCCGGGGUCACCACGUCCAGUUUCUGAUCGCAGAGGAGGUUCAACAGUGAUUGAUGCUACCUCAGAGUGGCCACUAGCACAGACGACUUGAACUUGUAUCACCCGCAAACUGACAACGCUGGAGCCACCAGUUUGUCAUUAUCCCUACUAGUGUAUCUGAUUUAAUUUUGUGACAGUGGAUUAAUUCUUAAAAUUGCAGUGCUUUUUGCUCGUUAAUGGUCAGUAAAUGAUUCCGGGGGGGGUUGGGGGAAUGGAAUUCAUCAGUUUUGUAGUCGUUUUAAUUCUUCUAGUUUUAAGUUGUUCUAUAAAUAUGUCUUUAUGGAUGUAGUUUUACUAGCUUAAAAACAUCUAAUUGAAAACAGUUGCUUAAAUCUCUUUGGAUCAAGAAGGCAGUAAUAAGCAAAGAGAGUAUCUUAUCCCUGCAAUCCAGAAACGCUUAGUGACUGGUAUACUCGGUGCAUGUGUAAUCAGCUUCUUGUUUCAUCUAAAAGCCUUAGCUCUCUUGGUGUGAUUUAGUACCUCACCAGCAGCAUGGUUUUAUUUGUCUCUAAGAUUAUCAACUAGUGAAACAAAAUAUAAAACAAAAUGGCACAACAUACAGAAAUGUUUUUAAAAAUAAUUAAUUUCUGCCAUCUUCUUGUGUGUAUAAUGUGUCUGGAAUAUCACCAGGCUGCCGAGAAAAAAAGCGUUAGAUUUGCCUUCUUGUAAGUUAACAUUUUCUUGCACAUUAUGUGAUGUUAUUCUUAUGACUUAAUGUUUGUAUCAGGAAGGACUGAUCUCUGCUGUUUUGUAAGGUACCCAACAGACGAACCCAUAGCUCUUAGGUGAGAUCAGCUUGUCCAUUUACCUGUUGAUGCUGCUUGUGAUUCCAAAACCAAUGAGCUCCAAGAGAUAAACGUUUGGAUGUGCAUAACUUUGCUUUCUGAAAUAGCUAUAUUCUGUGGAUUUGGACUUGGUGAAGGGUUUGUUGCUGUGAUUUGGGUUUGGUUUAUUGUCUUUUGUUUGUUUAAUGUCAGAAAUUCAGGUCCUUUCUAGCUUAUGAGAUGUAAUAACUGUAGAUCCCAUGCAUGAUAGUGAGAUACUUCAAUUAUUUAAAACACUCUGGGUUAUGUUGGUAAUCCAUUGAAACAAAAAAUUAUUGAUGACCACUCUGGUUGCUGGCCCAUUUUUAAAGGCUUAUACCUGCAUCCCUCUGGCUUGAAAUCUGGUACCAUUUUCCAAAGUGAUCCUUAGAAAGUGCUCUACCAAACUUUGGAAUUUUGUAAAUGAUAUGUGGCUCAUUGCCAAGCAGGGAAGCGAGGUGAAGAAAGCCACUCUGUGCUUGUGGAGAGGGAAUGCAAAACCACGAAUCUUCCUUCAUGCAAGUGGGAAAUAAAAUAGGUUAACUUACAUGAUCAUCAGUGAUCAUUGCUUUGAAGACUUGGGUUCAGAUCACCAGGACUGUUCACAUGGUCAAUUAUAACAUCUUAUUAGGAGUUAUAAUGAACAGAGAUGAUAAUUUCAUAAAUUGCAAGCACACAUUUAACUGUGCCCUAGAUUGCAUGGAUCUUAUUUCUUACUGCCUAAACAGGCAAACUGUAACACGGACUUUCAAGGGAAAACUACAUCCCUCUGCAAGUUUUGUCAUUUUCCUUUUUAUUAAUUUUAUUUCUAAAUGUCAAAGAAUUUCAUACAACUUUGUUAAUCUUAAGUAUUAAGAAGUGGUAGCAUCGUGUCUUGCAGUUUGUGCAGGCUGCCUUCCCACAGUCUGAAGGAGCACAUACUUGUGCAGCUAGAGCAUCUUAUUCUUUGUUCACGACUUAAAAUGCAGUGAGAGUUCAACCCCUGAAAUUCUUUUUCUGAGUCUUUUUGAUAAGCAGGUAGCACUUCACACAAGCCCAUUGUUAAAAAUCACUUGCUGUUUGGUGGUUGAAGAAAUGCAUAAGUGUAUUCCAUCCAUCUAAAAGCCAUCCAUUACGAAAAAUAAUCAAACAUCCCUUUUUUCUUGUACAUUUGUGUCAUUCUGUGAAUCGGAAGCAUUUUAUGUACUAAGGGCAAUGUGCUUUGCUUUUGGAAUUCCUGAGUUUUACUAAAACCCUGGGGCAUAGUUGGUUCAGGAGAC
Molecule: messenger RNA, 4603 nt
Organism: Strigops habroptila (Kakapo)
Lineage: Eukaryota; Metazoa; Chordata; Aves; Psittaciformes; Psittacidae
Gene: BCAS3
Product: BCAS3 microtubule associated cell migration factor
Exons: 24
Coding region: 110-2593 (827 amino acids)
Biological process (GO): autophagy; response to starvation
Cellular component (GO): cytoplasm
Molecular function (GO): protein binding
Source: RefSeq, a predicted model, not a curated record